GAACCGGUUCUCGGGUUCUGACCGCGUGUACUUCCCCCUACGGCAGGGGGCCUGAGGGCCUGCUGCUGUCAGGCAGGCAGCUCGGCGAUUGGUUGGAAGCAGGGCAGUAAUCCGAACUGCCUUUUGUACUUGCCUAAUCAGGGCAGCCGUUUGAUUGCAGGUUGCGAGCAGAGGUGCCUGUGUGUGUCAGACACCUGUGUCUUAGCUCGCGCCUUCCUGCGGCUGGCUCCGUGGAUUCUUUCCGGGUGGGAACCGUGCCUCUAGGACCCCUCCCCAAGCCUCUGAGCCCCUCGGUGGGCCAGCUUGGCCCAGUGUCACGUUGGACAGAGAGAGCCCACGGAUAACAGGACAAUGGAAAUGCCCGCGUAGACUUCCUUAUGGUCUACAGGUCAGAUCUGGCAGGAUGUAAUGACUCUGCCUGUCUGCAAUGAGUGGCAUCUGGAUAGCUCAGGAGAGCUAGCAACCCCACCAGCCUGUCCUGGGAGUGACAGGGAGCUGGACACCUAUGAGGCUGUCUUCUUGGGGUGGGCAAAGACAGCUGUUCCAAGCCUGUCAGCGGAGCCUAUUACUGCAAACUGGUGAUGAGGCAAGAUGGCUGGGAGGUGCUCUCGCAUGGGGGAGUUCUGUUGUUUUUAUAACCAGUGCCAACUCUGAGUGGAUGAGAUGUGUGUGCAGAUCCAGGCACCUCUGACUUCUUCAGCCCAGAGCGCCACACCCCUGACCCUCUGCGCAGGAAAGCCACAUGGUCAGGAGUUAAGCUUCGGCUGAAGCACAGGGAGGUUAGUCUAGAGCUGUUUGGGUGGACUCUGUCAUCUGUUACAAUGCUGUGCACUAAGCACAUGAUGGAUGGGCAGGCGCAGUGAACCUGCAUGCCGACCUCACUCUUGGCAUUCAACCAAAUUUGGGGAGAUCCAAACCGAUGCCAGCAUGAUGCAAAUAUCUCAGGGCACAAUUGGCACCCCUUGGCCCCAAAGCUACCAUUCCAGCUCCUCUACAAGUGACCUCUCCAACUAUGACCAUGCUUACCUGAGGCAGAGCCCUGACCAGUGCAGCUCCCAGGGAAGCAUGGAGAGCCUGGAGCCCACUGGGGGCUACCCACCCUGCCAUCUUUCCCCUGCCAAGUCCAGCAGCAGCAUUGACCAGCUCAGCCACCUCCACAGCAAGAGAGAUUCAGCUUACAGCUCCUUCUCCACCAGCUCUAGCAUCCUGGAGUAUCCACCCCCAGGCAUCCCUGGCCGGGAGCGAUCAAGCUCCCUGGACACCACUUCUCGAGGUGGCCUCCUAGAAGGGAUGAGGCAGGCAGACAUUCACUAUGUCAAGACAGUCUAUGAUUCUCAGAGGGGCGUCUCAGCAGAGUACGAGGUGAACUCUUCAGCCCUGCUUCUCCAAGGUAGGGAGGCCCGAGCAUCAGCAGAUGAUCAGGGCUAUGAGAAACGGCAUAAUGUUCCUCGGUACAAGGGAGCACCAGCCCCACUGUGGAGUCGGCAGGGUUCCGGUGCCUUGGGGAUUGUCACUUACCACUCGCCUGCUAAAGUCAAUGCGCCCCUGCCCCCAGCUCGGAGUGAUAGCUAUGCAGCAUUUCGACACCGAGAGCGGCCAAACUCUUGGUCUAGCCUUGAUCAAAAACGGUUCUGCCGGCCUCAAGCAAACUCUGCAGCCUCCCUGAAAUCUCCCUUCGUAGAGGAACAGCUGCAUACUGUACCAGAGAAGAGUCCAGAGAAUAGCCCCCCAGUGAAGCCCAAGCAUAAUUACACCCAGAAGCCUCAGCCUGGACAACCUCUGCUGCCCACUGGCAUCUACUCAGUACCUUCCCUGGAGCCACACUUUGCCCAGGUGCCCCAGCCCUCCAUGGGUAGCAAUGGCACGCUGUACCCUGCCCUGGCCAAGGAGAAUGGAUAUGCAGCUCCUCAGGGAACUUGUGACAAGAUGGCUGCUCUUGAUGAGAAUGGGAACCAAAAUGGAUCUAGCAGGCCUGGGUUUGCCUUCUACCAGCCUCUAGAACAUGACUCAGUGUCCCCAAUAGAAAGGAAACCUGAAACUUCAGCCAGAUGUGCUCCCCACAAAGUCUGUUUCCCAUCAGUGCCUGAAAACGAGGAUAUCUCCCUGAAGAGACAUCUCACAACUCUCCAGGGCAGCAGUCCACAUGCCAGUGAGAGACCAAACACCCAUAGCAACAGACCAUAUUCCGAUUACCACAGCCUCCAAUCCCCUCAGGCUCAGGCCUGGCAGGUGGGUGAGGACAAGAGAUCUUCCAGGCCCUCAGAGCCUCGGGACAGUGAUUUCUACCAAGACCACAACGCCAACCUCCGGCAGAGGCUGGAGAGAGAAGCCCUAGGCCAGAGCCUGUCAAGCAACUUUGGCAGGACCAAAUCAGCCUUCUCUUCUCUCCAGAACAUUCCUGAGAGUCUAAGAAGGCAAAACAGCCUGGAGCUAGGAGAGGGGGCAGAGGAGGGCUCCCUGGAUGGCCUGCUCACCUAUGCAGUCAACACCAAGGCAGAGGACUCUGGAAAGCAAGCUGUUCCUGAUCACAGGAGCCAUCUGGACAGGCCAGUUUCCUACCCAAGGCCUGAGGGGAGAACCAGUGCCUCCGCCUCUUUACACAGUACAGACCCACGGUAUGAGGAGCCGCCCUCCCCACCCCACCAGCAGGCAACCAGUCUGAGCCGGAGGAGGCUCAGCUCAGGCUGUGCUCUAGUUCUGCAGGGCUUUCAGUACGGGAAGCCUCACUGCUCCGUGCUGGAGAAGGUUUCCAAGAUUGAGCAGCGAGAGCAGGGCAACCAAACACCCCCGAGUGUGGGUAGCUCCAGUUAUGGCCAUAGCUACAGGGCCAGCAAGACGGCCCCAACUUCCAAUACUUUGGGGAAUGACUUGGAGGAGACAACAACCAAUAUCCGUUUUUCUGAGUCCACUGAACCCCUAGGCAAUGGGGAGCAGCACUUCAAAAGCAGGGAGCCAAAGCUGGAAGAGGUUUGCUGGCAACCAUGUGGUCAACAGCUGAGGAGGGGUACAGACGUUGGCCGAGGACCCCCACCCCGAGGCAGUGAGCCCCCAAGGCGGGACACUCACCUGCUCCGCAGCCAGAGCACCUUCCAGCUCUUCAGCGAGGCCGAGGAGGAGGCCAUGUGGCAGGACGACAGGCCCGGCACGCCGGAAUCGCCCGUGCUGGAUGCCCCCUUCAGCCGCGCCUACCGGAACAGCAUCAAGGAUGCGCAGUGCCGCGUCCUGGGGGCCACCUCCUUUCGUCGCCGGGACCUUGAGCUGGGGGCGCCCGCUGCCUCGAGGCCCCGGCAGCCGCGGCCCACCUCAGCCCAGGGGGGGCUGCGGAGCCCGGAGGCACUAGCCGCCGCCUCCCCGCACACCCCACGUGAGCGGCACAGUGUGACCCCCGCCGAGGAAGACCCGGCCCGACCCGCGCUCCCUGCCGCGCGGAGAGGUCCGCGCCGGCGCCUGACCCCCGAGCAGAAGAAGCGCUCCUACUCAGAGCCGGAGAAGAUGAACGAGGUGGGCGUCUCGGAGGAGGGCGCACCGGCACCCACGAGCCCGCAGAGGAAGGGGCUGCAUUUCCCGGAGAACACAGUGGCCGACCGGCGCCGCAUCUUCGAGCGCGAAGGCAAGGCCUGUUCCACGCUCAGCCUGUCGGGGCCCGAGCUGAAGCAGUUCCAGCAGAGCGCCCUGGCCGACUACGUUCAGCGCAAGACGGGCAGGCGGCCCUCCUCUGCCACAGGCUGCGGCCUCCCGGAGCCUGGGCGUGCCCAGGGCACCUCCCUCCAGGCCAACCCCAUGCUUCCCGGAGGCCCCCGCCUCGCCUCGGCCUCCAGCCUCUGCUCGCUGUGGGAGCCGAGCCUGCAGCCCCGCAGGGAGGCCGCCAUGCUUCUGGUCCCAGCCGGGGGUGAGGAGGAGCCCCCGCGGGCCCCCAGAGAUCGCAGCAGCUCCUUUGCCGGCGGCCGCCACCUCAGAGAAUGGCGACGUGGGGGACAAGCUCCAAAGGAGGUGCUCAGCGGAGCAAGCUGCGGGCUGAAGGGCACUCCGAGAGUGGACAGGACACCUGGGGAGCCUUCCUCGGGGGGUGCCGCGGCCAGGAGGGCCGGGAAGUCUAUGUCAGCUGAGGACCUUCUGGAACGCUCGGACGUCCUGGCCGUCCCUGUCCACAUGAGAUCACGUUCAUCUCCUGUCGCAGACAAGAAGUGCCAGGAUGUGCUUUUGGGGAACAGCAGUGGACUUGGUCUUGUGAGGGAUCCAUGUUAUUUGGCUGGCCCUGGAUCCAGGUCACUCAGUUGUUGCGAAAGAGGCCGUGAAGAGAUGCCAUGGCUCAAACAUCAUCCAAGCCCCCGCUGGGGUAGUUCAGGCUGCAGAGCAGUUGGCAGUGCCCUAGUUCCCAGUGAAUGCCCCGGACCCCUGGGCCGUCAGAGGCAGGCCGGAGGAACACCUGGCCCCAGGCCACUGCCCACAGGGACGCAAGGGCACCUCCCGGACACCAGGGCUGUGCCACUGACCCCACUCAGCUGGGCUCUGCUUUCCCCUGUUCCCGCACAGGCCACGGCUGAUCAGCAGCCUGGAAGGGACAGUCAGGCGGAGCAGCAGGCCCUGCCCUCCUCCACCCCGGUCGCAGCCCUCAGAAUCAGUGAUCACAGCCUGGCCCAGCCUCUCAGUCCAAGAGGCCAUGAACCACACAGCCCAGAGCGUGGGAUAGAAGAGGGAACGAGGAAGCGGGUCCCGCUGCCGCAGCGGCCUCCCGCACCUCGGGUGAGGUGGGCCCACACAGUCCCAGAGGACAGCCUCCCCUGGGAAUCCUCGUCGCCUGAGUUCACAAACCUGAAGCACUACGGAAAGCAGCAGACCCCUCCAAGCUCAAGCAGCACUCCCGUCGCAGACCUGCCUCCUGGGGACCCAAGCACUCCAGGGAAGAUCUCCCUCCAAGGGUCUGAGUCGGUGCUGCUGGCCUCCCCGCCAUGCCAGGAGGACGAUGAUGAUGAGGUGUUCGUGAAGGACCUGUGCCCCGAUGUCACUUCCAGCCCCACAUUUGAAGAUCUUCCCCUACCCCCGCCGCCUCUGCCGAGCCUGGAGACCCCUGUGAGCAGCUUGGACGACUUUCCUCCACCUCCUCCCCAGGCUGUGUUUGAGGCACAGCUAGACAGUGAGGAUUACGGGGAGCCCCCAGCCAGCUCCAGCAAAUUUGCCAAGGUGACAGUUGCCAAGGAAAGGUCCGUGCGGGGUCCAGCCCAUUUGGUUGGUGGUCAGAUACUGGCUUCCACAUCCCAGACUCCAGUCCAGGGGCCAGAGGCCGGUGAGACCACCCCACCCCGCACCACGUGGGCAGCGCCCCAGCUUGCUGGGUCUCUUGGCAAGCAGCCGAGCCUAUGGCAACCACCUCCCGUCCAAACCCAGAGCCUCAUCCCAGCCCCAGUCAGUGGGACUCAAGGUUUAGAAAAAAAAGUCAGUUCUGGUCCUCAGAAGACCUCAGAAGACAGCAGAACAGAGGCUCUGGCCAAGGAAAUUGUCCACCAAGACAAAUCUCUGGCAGACAUUUUGGAUCCAGACUCCAGAAUGAAGACAACCAUGGACCUGAUGGAAGGUUUAUUUCCCCGAGAUGUUGACUUGCUGAAGGAAGACGACAUGAAGAGGAAGGCCACACAGAGAACUGUCAACUGCCCAGAAUGUGAAGGCAAGAGGAGUGAAGAGAAUGAAGCCAUGGGCAUGUGGGUCAACUGCCCUGCCUACUACAAUGUGUCUGCUCCCAAGGCUGAACUUCUAAACAAACUCAAAGAUAUGCCAGAAGAGGUGAAUGAGGAAGAGGAGCAGGCAGAUGUCAAUGAAAAGAAGGCUGAGCUCAUUCGAAGCCUCACCCACAAGCUUGCAACCCUCCAGGAAGCGAAGGGGAGUCUGCUGAUGGACAUCAAGCUCAAUAAUGCCUUGGGGGAAGAGGUGGAGGCCUUGAUCAGUGAGAUCUGCAAGCCCAAUGAGUUUGACAAGUAUAAGAUGUUCAUCGGGGACUUGGACAAGGUGGUAAACCUGCUGCUGUCACUCUCAGGGCGCCUGGCCCGCGUGGAGAACGUCCUUAGUGGCCUUGGUGAGGAUGCCAGUAAUGAAGAAAGGAGCUCUCUCAGUGAGAAGAGGAAGGUCCUGGCGGGGCAGCAUGAGGACGCCCGGGAGCUCAAGGAGAACCUGGAUCGAAGGGAACGCGUGGUGUUGGACAUCUUGGCCAAUUACCUCUCAGAGGAGCAACUCCAGGAUUACCAGCAUUUUGUGAAAAUGAAGUCAACACUCCUCAUUGAGCAGCGAAAGCUGGACGACAAGAUCAAACUGGGCCAGGAGCAAGUCAAGUGUCUGCUGGAGAGUCUGCCCUUGGAUUUCAUUCCCAAGGCGGGAGCCCUGGCCCUGCCCGCAGACCUCACCACUGAAAUGACUCCUGUUGGGGGAAGUACUUUCAGUGGUAUUUUCCCAACCUUAACCUCUCCACUUUAACCUCUUCUAAAACACCCAACCAAAAGACCACCCUUUUUCUCAACACUAUUUAAUCUGAAAAAUGUUUCAGUACAAACCACGGUUUAAACUAUAUGGGUAAUUGGGGUUUUUCUGGAUAAAAAGGAAAAAAUUAUAUCCAGAAAAAAGCCUGUUUUUUUCCUUCUUGCCCUUCAUGAUUGACUGAGAGCUUGAAUGCUGCUGGGAACUUACCCCUUUCUAUUAUUACUUUGUAGUAGAAAGAAAAUUAAUGAAACUGUGAGAACUGAUUAGAGGGUGUUUGAUUGUGUAGUUUUUAACAGGCUGAGGCAACAGAGAACAGUGUGUGUUCCCCUCGGGAGUGUGUCCACAGGGGCUUUCCGUGCUUGUGGGCAGGGUAUCCUGACGACCGGUAUGAGUAAUCAUUAAUAAAGGGCCUGCAACAUAAAGCCUUAAAAAGAAACACAGAAGAAAAUUGUUAAACCUUGAAUGUUGUUAUUUAUAUUUUUUUUAAUGAAAAAGAUCACUAUGUUUGUGUGCUAACCAGUUAUUUGAUUCUAUUUUGUGGACCUAGACAAUUAUGUUUGUGGUUUGUGUUUUGUGAAAAUCUUAAUGAAAUGAAGAAUUCCAAAGAUAGGCAUAUUGAGCGUGGAGACUUGUUUUUUCUUAAAUCCUUGGCUUGUCUGUCUUAUUUUUACAAAUAGGAGUGACCUUGGCAUCCCCGAUCCCACUGCUGCCCAUCCUCACCACUCUACUCCUGCAACAAACAGGAAAACGUACACCUUCCCCAGGAAGGCGGCUUUAUGCAGCAUGGCUACAUGUCAUUAUCACUGUGGUGGUGAGCUAGAAGCUGUAUUUUACUAACAAGGACGACAAACUCUCCAACCUGUAUGACAAGAGAGUCAGACCCCAACCCAAUUCAAAACUGAAUUCAUGCUCUCCUGUACCAGAUUUGGGCUAAAUAUAAUUUAUGUAGUAAGGUAUAUUAGCAGGCUAUUUGUUUCAACAGUGCUUUUUAAAGUUUUUCCUAAAAUGUCAAACCUGUCAGCCACCAUUAAAAACACCCUCCUUAACA
This is a messenger RNA of Manis pentadactyla (Chinese pangolin), 7513 nucleotides long. It is a transcript of the gene SHROOM3, whose product is annotated as shroom family member 3. Gene Ontology annotation, biological process: actin filament organization. Gene Ontology annotation, cellular component: adherens junction; cortical actin cytoskeleton; apical junction complex. The transcript has 13 exons. Lineage: Eukaryota; Metazoa; Chordata; Mammalia; Pholidota; Manidae. Gene Ontology annotation, molecular function: actin filament binding. Bases 847 to 6462 code for a protein of 1871 amino acids. The record is from RefSeq and is a predicted model, not a curated record.